CCCGCCCCUUCCUCCGCCUCUCUCUCUUCUCUCCUCCCAUGGCGGAACCCUUUCCUGAACGGCGCUCGCCGUGUCCUUGAACGGAUAGAUAUCGAAUCCUCCCCUCUUCAAUCUUUCUUCCUUCCUCCGUUUCAAAACAAUCCCUAGAACCCUACCUCAAAUCCCUCCGCUAGGGUUCUUGACCUCGAUUGAUGCUGCGCGAUGUCGUUGAUCGUGCCCAGGACCGAGACUGUUCAGAUCCGCGAGGUCUGGACCCAAAACCUCGAGUCGGAGUUCUCUCUGAUCCGCGAGAUCGUCGACGACUUUCCCUACGUUGCCAUGGACACUGAGUUCCCCGGCAUCGUCUGCCGCCCGCUCGGGAGUUUCCUCUCCAACUCCGAAUUCAAUUAUGCUACGCUUAAGGCCAACGUCGACAUGCUUAAACUCAUCCAGCUCGGCCUCACGUUCUCCGACGACCUCGGCAACCUCCCCACCUGUGGCACGGACCGUGGAUGUAUCUGGCAGUUCAAUUUUCGCGAGUUUGAUGUGCAGCGUGACAUCUCUGCCUCUGAUUCCAUCAAUCUCCUUCGCGUGAGCGGCAUCGACUUCGAGAAGAAUGUCGAGGAGGGCGUCGACGCUCAGAGGUUCGCCGAACUUCUUAUGUCGUCUGGCGUCGUGCUGAAUGACUCCGUGCACUGGGUAACCUUCCACAGCGGAUACGACUUUGGAUACCUCCUUAAGAUUCUCACCUGCCAGAACCUCCCUGACACCCAGGUUGGAUUCUUCAAGUUCAUUAAGAUCUACUUCCCAACCGUGUAUGACAUCAAGCACCUCAUGAAAUUCUGCAAUAGCCUCCAUGGUGGACUUAACAAGCUUGCUGAAUUGCUCGAGGUCCAGAGGGUAGGAAUAUGCCACCAGGCUGGCUCAGACAGCUUGCUCACCUCCUGCGCCUUUAGAAAAUUGAAGGAGUCUUUCUUUAAUGGUUCCACUGAGAAAUAUGCAGGGGUAUUGUAUGGGCUAGGCGUUGAGAAUGGACAUAUGGCUCAUUGAGCCAGUAAGCAAUAAAAAUAACUAAAUUAUUAUGAA
Molecule: messenger RNA, 1065 nt
Organism: Zingiber officinale
Lineage: Eukaryota; Viridiplantae; Streptophyta; Magnoliopsida; Zingiberales; Zingiberaceae
Product: probable CCR4-associated factor 1 homolog 7
Exons: 1
Coding region: 202-1029 (275 amino acids)
Cellular component (GO): P-body; CCR4-NOT core complex; CCR4-NOT complex
Molecular function (GO): poly(A)-specific ribonuclease activity; nucleic acid binding
Source: RefSeq, a predicted model, not a curated record